Lagenorhynchus albirostris (white-beaked dolphin) is the source of this 2559-nucleotide messenger RNA. It is a transcript of the gene DDX50, whose product is annotated as DExD-box helicase 50. Gene Ontology annotation, molecular function: RNA helicase activity; ATP binding; RNA binding. Bases 325 to 2352 code for a protein of 675 amino acids. The transcript is spliced from 16 exons. The record is from RefSeq and is a predicted model, not a curated record. Lineage: Eukaryota; Metazoa; Chordata; Mammalia; Artiodactyla; Delphinidae.
AGCAGUAGCGGCGAAUGAUGCCUGGGAAACUCCUCUGGGGGGACAUUAUGGAGCUGGAGGCACCUUUGGAGGAGACCGAGAGCCAGAGGAAGGAGAGGCAAAAGAGCUUUAUGGAUAUUGGAAUUUCGGAUAAGGGAUUAUGGACCUGUACUUCCCUUAUAGGGUUGUUAUGAAGAUUUAAACAAGAUAAGCCGAAAACAUAUUACACAAUGCUGGAGUGAUAGAAGGAAGUCAAGGCACCAUUAUGACUCAGAUGAGAAAUCAGAAACAAGAGAAAAUGGUGUUGCAGAUCACCUGGAUGCUCCCAAACCCAAAAAAACUAAAAUGAAAGAGAAACUAAAUGGUGACACUGAGGAAGGACGUAAUAGACUUUCAGAUGAAUUUUCUAAAUCUCGUAAGUCAAGAAGAAAAGAUCUGUCAAAUGGAGAUAUUGAUGAAUAUGAAAAAAAAUCAAAGCGAGUGUCAUCCUUAGAUAGUUCUACUCAUAAAUCAAGUGAAAAUAAACUAGAAGAGACACUAACACGUGAACAGAAAGAAGGAGGCUUCUCCAAUUUCCCUAUUUCUGAAGAGACUAUAAAGCUUCUGAAAGGUCGAGGGGUAACAUAUCUCUUUCCUAUUCAAGUUAAGACUUUUGGUCCUGUAUAUGAAGGAAAAGAUUUAAUUGCUCAAGCGCGGACAGGAACAGGAAAGACAUUCUCUUUUGCCAUCCCCUUGAUUGAAAGACUCCAAAGAAAUCAAGAGACAAUUAAAAAAAGCCGCUCACCAAAGGUACUUGUUUUGGCUCCUACAAGGGAACUGGCAAACCAAGUAGCCAAAGACUUCAAAGAUAUAACUAGGAAACUCAGUGUGGCAUGUUUUUAUGGUGGAACAUCAUAUCAAAGCCAAAUUAAUCAUAUUCGAAAUGGUAUUGACAUCUUGGUUGGGACCCCUGGUCGUAUCAAAGAUCAUCUGCAGAGCGGCCGAUUAGAUCUUUCUAAACUGCGCCAUGUUGUGCUUGAUGAAGUGGAUCAAAUGUUAGAUUUAGGUUUUGCUGAACAAGUUGAAGAUAUUAUCCAUGAAUCCUACAAAACUGAUUCUGAAGACAAUCCUCAGACUUUACUUUUUUCUGCAACUUGCCCACAGUGGGUAUACAAAGUUGCAAAAAAAUACAUGAAAUCCAGAUAUGAACAGGUUGACCUUGUUGGGAAAAUGACUCAAAAGGCUGCAACUACUGUGGAACAUCUGGCCAUCCAGUGCCACUGGUCUCAGAGGCCAGCAGUUAUUGGAGAUGUCCUUCAAGUCUACAGUGGGUCUGAAGGGAGGGCUAUUAUCUUCUGUGAGACCAAAAAGAAUGUAACUGAAAUGGCCAUGAAUCCACACAUAAAACAGAAUGCCCAGUGUUUACAUGGCGAUAUCGCACAGUCACAAAGAGAAAUUACACUGAAAGGCUUCAGAGAGGGUAGUUUUAAAGUUUUGGUGGCAACCAAUGUGGCUGCCCGUGGUUUGGACAUUCCUGAGGUUGACCUGGUGAUUCAGAGUUCACCUCCACAGGAUGUUGAAUCCUAUAUUCAUCGCUCUGGGCGCACAGGUAGAGCUGGCCGGACAGGGAUUUGCAUAUGUUUUUAUCAACCAAGAGAAAGAGGUCAAUUAAGAUAUGUGGAACAAAAAGCAGGAAUUACUUUUAAACGUGUAGGUGUUCCUUCUACAAUGGAUUUAGUUAAAUCUAAAAGCAUGGAUGCCAUCAGGUCUCUGGCUUGCGUUUCUUAUGCUGCUGUUGAUUUUUUCCGACCAUCAGCUCAGAGACUGAUAGAAGAGAAAGGGGCAGUGGAUGCAUUGGCUGCAGCAUUAGCCCACAUCUCUGGCGCAUCAAGUUUUGAACCACGUUCUUUGAUCACCUCCGAUAAGGGGUUUGUGACCAUAACUCUGGAAAGCCCAGAAGAAAUACAGGAUGUUAGCUGUGCUUGGAAAGAACUUAACAGAAAGCUGAGUAGUAAUGCUGUGUCCCAAAUUACCAGAAUGUGCCUCCUAAAAGGAAAUAUGGGUGUUUGCUUUGAUGUUCCCACAACUGAGUCAGAAAGGUUACAGGCAGAGUGGCAUGAUUCAGACUGGGUACUCUCAGUGCCAGCCAAGUUGCCUGAAAUUGAAGAAUAUUAUGAUGGAAGCACAUCUUCUAAUUCCAGACAGAGGAGUGGCUGGUCAAGUGGCCGGUCAGGCCGGUCGGGCCGGUCAGGUGGUCGAUCUGGUGGCCGGUCAGGUAGACAGAGUCGACAGGGGAGUCGGUCAGGAAGUCGACAAGAUGGUAGAAGACGAAGUGGGAACAGAAAUCGGUCAAGAAGCGGGGGCCGCAAACGGAGUUUUGACUGGGAUAGUUAAUCUACCAGUGUGAGCUUGCCUAUUUCUGCCUAAUCAUGUACAUUAUCCACCAAAAAUUAGGUCAUCAUAGUUGAGGUCUGUGUCUGCUUUUGGCAAAGAAGUUGGUUGUAUUUUUUUAAAAAGUAUUUCACAAGAAUGGUUGUAAACAAAUCUACUUAUCCAGUUAUACCUUUGAAUAAAAAAACCUCCUUUUAUUGUCUCUUUUCA